AUGUCCCUGCGUCUUGCGGAUCCACUUUCUGAGUUCCACGAGGGGAUGGAGAAGGAGUCGGACGACGACGAUGACGACGACCUGAUCCGUGCCACCUGCCCCUUUUAUCCCGGUCUGGGUUUGGGGCUGGGGCUCUUGUUGCAUUUCAUGCACGACCUUCCCCAGAUUGGAGGAGGGUUGGUACCUCAAGGAGAUAGAGAGGCUGAGGAGCAACACGGCAUGAACAGAGGGGACCCUGCUGCUGCUGCUGGCAUCCAGUUGAAACUCGGAUUCGCUGUUCUCGUCCCCCUUUGGUGUCACGAUCCUCAUGCCACGCAGCAGCACAAGCAGCAGAAACAGCGACAGCAACAACAGAACCAGAACCAGAAACGCAAGGGUCUGGGUGCAGGCCAGAAGGACAAGGACCGCAACGAGUUCGUAAAUCGUGUGUAG
Molecule: messenger RNA, 432 nt
Organism: Fonsecaea nubica
Lineage: Eukaryota; Fungi; Ascomycota; Eurotiomycetes; Chaetothyriales; Herpotrichiellaceae
Exons: 2
Coding region: 1-432 (143 amino acids)
Source: RefSeq, a predicted model, not a curated record